Molecule: messenger RNA, 942 nt
Organism: Acanthoscelides obtectus
Lineage: Eukaryota; Metazoa; Arthropoda; Insecta; Coleoptera; Chrysomelidae
Source: the annotation of a GenBank genome assembly
AUGGUUCCUAUUAACCUUGAACAUUUUCGCGCCAUAAUUUAUUACAACUUUCAGAGACAAGUAUCGCAACAAGAAUGCCUUGCCGAGUUACUGCCUGUUUUAGGCAACGAAGCGCCACAUCAGUCGACAAUUUCCCGUUGGUAUGGAGAAUUCAAACGUGGACGGGUGAGUAUUAGCGUCGAUCCCAGGGUGGAUGCACCAAAAACGGCAGUCACCCAGGAAAACGUCGAUGCUGUGCGCAAACUCAUCAUUGAAGAAAGACGUGUGACAUAUCGCGAGAUUGAGGCGUCCUUGAAGAUCUCAAAGACCUCACUUCAAAAAAUUUUACAUGAAGAAUUAGGAAAAGCAGCCAGGGUUAAUUGCUGUCAAAAAACGCUUGACCGUUUCAAUUCCGGAAACUCAAAAAAUGUGUACAGCAUUGUUAGUGAAAAUGAACGACAGUCGGCUGUUUGGGUGUUCCAAGGUGAAGAAAAGCCAACAAAAAUGGUCGCGACAUUUGUGUCAAAAGCGGGUCAUAUUGCAACAAUUCCUCUUAAUGAGCAAAGAACUGCUACUGCGGAUUGGUAUACCACCAUUUGUUUUCCAAAAGUCAUCAGCAAGCUUCGAAAAAUCAACCCCGAAAGAAGAAUCAUCCUCCACCAAGACAAUGCAAGCUCGCACACAGUCCAAAAAACAAGGCAGUAUUUAACGGAAAAAAACGUGGAAUUAUUGGACCAUCCUCCAUAUAGUCCCGAUCUAAGUCCUAACGAUUUUUUUACUUUCCCGAAAAUUAAAAACAGACUGCGUGGUCAAAGGUUCCAGUCACCAGAAGAAGCAGUUGACGCAUUCAAAAAUGCCAUUUUGGAUCUGCCAGCAAACGAGUGGAAUAAGUGCUUCGAAAAUUGGUUUGAGCGCAUGCAGAUGUGUAUUAAUCUUCGUGGAGAAUACUUCGAAAAACAAUAA